CGCGGCUCUGUACCGUACUGUACUGUACUCGUCCACUCGUACCUCUGCUCGUGCUGCACUGCAAUGCACAAUACAGGUAGGUACAGUCCCCACCUCGACCCUACGAGUUUGACCUAAGGGACUUCGUCCAAGUCCGCCCUCACUAAUGGCUGCAAUCAUAUCCUGCUUUUUUCCCUUGCCAUUUAUUCCCUCUCGCUCGCCUCUUGCCUCCUCCCCUUGCCCCCUUUUGUCUUUGUUCUCUUAUUCCAUCUUACUGGCAUUGUCAAAUUCGUCUUUAAUCAUUUCUCGUUCUUCUUUUUUCUUUUUCUUUUUCUGCUUUUAUCCUUACCUCUCCCCCCUCAUCUCCUCAUCUGAAUUGGCCCUCUCACAUCGCAAUCGCAAUCGCAAUCGUCUUCAGCCUCCACUCGCCGGCGUCUGAGCUGGACCGUCCGUCUUCGUCUCGGCCAGCUGUGACUAUUGCUGUCAAUUUUUUUUUUCCAACAGGG
This is a messenger RNA of Trichoderma harzianum CBS 226.95, 485 nucleotides long. RefSeq lists its product as hypothetical. Bases 146 to 418 code for a protein of 90 amino acids. Lineage: Eukaryota; Fungi; Ascomycota; Sordariomycetes; Hypocreales; Hypocreaceae. The transcript has a single exon. The record is from RefSeq and is a predicted model, not a curated record.